Molecule: messenger RNA, 531 nt
Organism: Peronospora belbahrii
Lineage: Eukaryota; Oomycota; Peronosporomycetes; Peronosporales; Peronosporaceae
Source: the annotation of a GenBank genome assembly
AUGGAUGGCGCUGCUGCUAGAGGACGACUUGAUCUUGUGAAAUGGUUGUCAGUAACUCGGAGUGAGGGCUGCACGAUCGCUGCUAUUGACGGAGCUGCAAGGAACGGACACUUGAAAAUGGUCAAGUGGCUUUGCAAACAUUAUGUUAGGAGAUGCUCAAGUAAUGCUUUGAAUGCUGCAGCAGAAAAUGGUCAUGUCGAAGUGGUGAAGUGGCUCUGUCGCCAUAAUCGGGGACGGGACCCGUUUGCGCUUACCUAUGGGGUGCAAGCUAUUGCACGUACCGGCGACACGGACGCUUUACGAGCAAUUUUACGUGAGAACUGCAGCUGGUAUUACGUUGGUCGAGCUCUCGAAGAUGCCGCGUCUCAAGGAAUGGCUGACAUUGUGAAACUCCUGUUGACUAUAAACCUCAGACAAUCAAACGUUAGUCGCGCAUUGAACAACGCUGUGGUCAUGAAACACAUUGACAUUGUCAAAUCUUGGCUGAUCUCUGCUCGUCUUCAGAACUCCGAGACGCGUAUUCGCACUUGA